CGAAAGUUUCAAAGUGCAAAGGCAAAGGAACAGCCACGCCUUUAGAGACGCAACAAAACGAUGUUACCUCAAAUUCCUCAGAACUUUAAAAGGCUGUCAGGCUCGUUUACUUCAUUGUAACAACGUACUGUGCAAGGGACUGUGUGCUAACUCAACCGCUCAAGAAAGAGAUAUUGUUCAGGGCCGGAUUCUACUUCUUCAGUUUGUCAGCUUCCCUUUACAAGUUAAAAGAAGAUGAUGGCAGCACACGGAGAACCCUGUGAGGCAUUGGAGCAAUCCUAUUGCUACAACGGAGGCCGGUGCUACAGGAUACCUUCUAUGUCCACCCUUUCCUGUGUGUGCACUGAGAACUACAGAGGAGCCAGGUGUGAGGAGUUCCAGCUCCUCAGCAAGGCAAACUCCAGGAACGAGGCGGGACUGAUUGUCGGUGCUGUCAUUCUGUCAAUUCUUAUUGCUCUUGUACUAGCUGGAGUGAUCUACUGUAUCUGCAGAAUGUGGAGGCAGAAGCAAAGGAACCAACAGAACAGCAAGCAGCAGUAUUCCUACGUCUAUCCCCAGAGCAAUAGAAUAUGAUAAGCACUACUUUAUAUGAAAAGCAAGGAGAAUCUUACAUUCACUUAAAACAUAAAAUGAAAGACUGACGCACCCCAAACAUGCUGUAGAGAUCUAUUGUACAUAGAAGUGUGCCGUUUGGGCUCUGAGCUUUUUAUUUUUUAAUGGAUAUUCAGUAUGAUGCUAAAGUUUGCAUUAUGAAUAGUUUAUGAUUUUAAAAUCCAUUUUAAAUGCUUUUUUAUAGACAUAUUACUGUGUCCUUUCAGGCAAUUCCUGUAAAGUGGGUUUCAAACAUAGGAUUUUUACCAAAUGAUUAUAUUUAUGACGAGAGUAUGUUUUAUUUAGUGAAGGUAACAAAUCACACUCAAAUACACUCACACUUUAACCAACAAACAGGACCCAGGUUAUAAAGCCACUUGGGAAGCAAUUAAACAGUUUGAGGCUUUGGACAAGUGGCAGCAAGACGAAUCGUAUUGUUGUUUUAAUGUUCUUUCAAGGGUAGCAGUACUUUAGAGGCUAGCUGCAGGUCCCUCUAAGACCCAUGGUGGUUAGUCUUACACUGUAGCUCCUCAUCUUUCUCAUGUUUCCUAACAGAGGAUGAGCACCAAGUGGCCAUGUAACUUUAAAGCUACUGACAACUGUGUAAAAGUAAAUUCAAUAAAAGAAAUAAAACUUGUGGUAUUUUUCCAUUAUGUGAACUAGAAUUAAAAGCAUUAGG
Messenger RNA from Acipenser ruthenus (sterlet), 1270 nucleotides. Its product is annotated as pro-neuregulin-4, membrane-bound isoform-like. Gene Ontology annotation, biological process: positive regulation of mitotic nuclear division; positive regulation of cell population proliferation; epidermal growth factor receptor signaling pathway. NCBI's taxonomy places the organism in Eukaryota, Metazoa, Chordata, Actinopteri, Acipenseriformes, Acipenseridae. The coding region runs from base 235 to 573 and encodes 112 amino acids. The transcript has 5 exons. The record is from RefSeq and is a predicted model, not a curated record.